AUGAAAAUAUUAACUUUAUAUUUAAAAAUUACUACAUUCCUUCUUUUAAUUUGGAUGUUUCAAUGUUUUUAUAACUGUUAUUCUUAUAAAACUUUGAUUGAUAAAAAUAUAUCUCAAACAAAAAAUGAGUUAAAAUAUGAAAGAGUAUUAACAGAGGGUGACAUAGCAGAUGAGAAGCAAAAUUACGCUGAAGGAAGCCUAGAGGAAUGUGCAUUAGAUAGUAAAAAAAACAAAUGUAAUGUUCCAGAUCUAUGCGAAAAUCCGCGCGAUUAUUGGAAUAAAGUCAUUACUCCACAAUUGUGGGAGCAAUUUAAUCAGGAAACAAGUGGAAUGGACCCUAAAUUGAAAGAAGAUAAAUGGAAUAUUGAAUGGAAUAAAAUUUCAGCUAAGAAAGUUAAUGAUCUAUCUUCAAUAUUUAAUCGAACUGAUAUUUCGAAAGAAGAAAAAAAAAACUUAAUUUUUAGUGUUAUGAAUGAACUCAGCUCAGAAUUUGUGAAAUUUUUAUACGAAUGUAAGAAAGAGAUGAGAGACAAUAAAACAGGAUCCGAAUCUAAGAAGGAGAUAAGAGAAAACAAAACAGAAUCCGAAUCUAAGAAUGUGCAGGGAAAAAAAAAAAUGAAAAAUAAUAAAUCAAAAAUUUUUGAAUUUCUUUUUAAGAGGUUUGAUAACCAUUAA
Plasmodium gallinaceum is the source of this 675-nucleotide messenger RNA. Its product is annotated as fam-g protein. Bases 1 to 675 code for a protein of 224 amino acids. The transcript is spliced from 2 exons. Lineage: Eukaryota; Apicomplexa; Aconoidasida; Haemosporida; Plasmodiidae. The record is from RefSeq and is a predicted model, not a curated record.